UCAUCUGUCCGACUGUCGUUCUGUUAUUUUCAUGAAAUGUGCGAUCAUCUGAUCACUCCACGCUAAAUAAAAUGCGAUAAUUAUUGAUAGCAAGCGAUAAUAAUGUGUUUACAUUGACAAUAAGAGUUAUCACUUGAGAGCGGACAGUGAGAUAACGUGUACAGAUCAAUAUAAAGUAUUUUUAAGUGAGAAGAAACUUCGUAAUUCAGAAUGCUGCAACGAGCAUCAUUUCGCGGGCUAAGAUUAACCGAGGUGGUAUGUUCAGUGGCCAAAGUUAACGUUCAAAUACGGUUACUGUCCACGACCAUGGAUAAAGGAUCGAAUUUCUUCUUUAGACAGCUGUUCGACCCUGUUAGCAGCACAUACACGUAUCUCCUGGGAGACACGUGCACCAAGGAUGCAGUCCUCAUCGACCCUGUGUUGGAGCACGCCGAGAGAGACGCCACACUCAUUAAGCAGCUGGGCUUCAAGCUGAUAUAUGCCAUGAACACCCAUAUGCAUGCAGAUCACAUAACGGGAACGGGAAAGCUGAAAAGCCUCAUCCCGGGCAGCAAGAGCGUAAUCGGGCGUGACUCGGGUGCCAAGGCAGACAUGCACCUACAGGACGGUGAUAAACUCACGUUCGGAAACCACACCCUGCUGGCAACAGCCACGCCGGGACACACCAACGGCUGUUUCACUUACAUCUGCCAUGACCAGGCGAUAGCAUUCACGGGCGACACGCUUCUCAUCAGAGGCUGCGGCCGUACAGACUUCCAAGAAGGUUCCUCCGAGACACUAUACGACUCCGUACACAAACGCAUCUUUACCUUGCCCGACCACUAUACCCUGUACCCAGCGCACGAUUACAAAGGCAUGACUGCCACCACCGUGGCGGAGGAGAAGAAAUAUAACCCGAGACUGACGAAGUCUUUGAAAGAGUUCGUACAUAUCAUGGACACGCUGAACUUGCCGUAUCCUAAAAUGAUUGAUAAGGCUGUCCCUGCAAACAAAGUGUGUGGAUUGUACUAGAGCCGAAUGGAGUAUCAAUGUUAGAAGAAUUUAUAUGUGUGAUAUAUAAAGUAGAUAUAUUUUUAUACAUGUUUUGGAAUGCUCAUAUAAAACACUUCAGAUUAUUACUGUGAUAACAAUUUAAGAACAAAAAGUUUUAUUACGUUUUAUUUUUAAUGUUUAUUUAAUAAAGUUAUUAAUAUUAUCGCUAAAUGGAACUUAUAGUAAUCUAAUUUUUGUUACUUAUAUGUUAUUUUUUUAAGAACAAUUUGUGGUCACAUAGAAAUGGUUGUUAUUAAUUUUAUUAUAUUUAGUUUAUUUUAUAGAUUUUAUCUAAAUCAAUAAACAUGUUUUGCAGUAAAAA
Pectinophora gossypiella (pink bollworm) is the source of this 1354-nucleotide messenger RNA. RefSeq names its product persulfide dioxygenase ETHE1, mitochondrial. Gene Ontology annotation, biological process: glutathione metabolic process; hydrogen sulfide metabolic process. Gene Ontology annotation, molecular function: sulfur dioxygenase activity. Lineage: Eukaryota; Metazoa; Arthropoda; Insecta; Lepidoptera; Gelechiidae. Bases 211 to 1011 code for a protein of 266 amino acids. The transcript has 6 exons. The record is from RefSeq and is a predicted model, not a curated record.